Messenger RNA from Lactuca virosa, 447 nucleotides. The record is from the annotation of a GenBank genome assembly. NCBI's taxonomy places the organism in Eukaryota, Viridiplantae, Streptophyta, Magnoliopsida, Asterales, Asteraceae.
AUGCAUAAUCAUCUCCAAACUUACUGGCAAGCACCCAAACAUGUUUUUCGCUAUCUGAAAGGAACCAUCCACCAUGGCCUAGUUCUAAAUUGCUACUCCUCUCUCACUGUCUCUGUCUUCUCAGACUCAGAUUGGGGUGGGGUUUACAAUGCUGGUCGAUCAACUACAAUUUACCUACUAUACGUUGGCACAAAUAUUGUCUCGUGGAAAUCGACAAGGCAACAAUCGGUUUCACGUUCCUCUAUAGAGGAUGGACACAAAGCAAUAUCAAAUACGCCAGUUGAACUCAUAUCGCUAAAGAACUUGUUAUAUGAAUCGGGUAUCCCUAUAACUUCAACUCGAACGUUAUUUUGUGACAACAAAAGAGUUACAUAUAAGUGUGCAAACUUAGUCUACAACUCACGAAUGAAGCAUGUGGCUCUUGAUUAUCAUUUCGUUAGGGAGUAG